CUUUUGCCUCUAGUAAAAUGGCCGCGGCUGAACCCAGCGUUUGUUUCCAAGAGGAAAGAGAAAAAAAACUCCAACAUAAACUUCCGGUGUUCAAUCGACUCCAUUCUCUGCAUGGCUGCCUACUAUGAGAAGAAGGCACUUCUCCAUGAAAAACAAAGGACUGGAAACCAGUUCAGGUCUCAUAGCAGAAAGUGACACCAAAGAUUUUUCCUAGCUGGGAACAUGGUGGAAAAGAAAGGCUCAGCGCGCUCCCAGGACCCCAGCCAAAGGCGCAUCUUGGACCGGGCCACUCGCCAACGCCGCCUCAAUCGCCAAUUGGAAGCAUUAGAGAAUGACAACUUCCAAGAUGACCCUCACGCUAAUAUGCCCCAACUGGUGAAGCGCCUGCCUCAGUUUGACGAUGAUGCUGAGACAGGUGAGGAGUUUUUAAUUUUUGGCCAGGGAGCAUCUGUAUUCUGGUUAGGAGAUUUUCUGGUUAGGAGACUGGUCAAAAAUAAAUAUUCUUGGUGUCUUGGUUUUUAGCCCUGUUCCUGGGUU
Messenger RNA from Anolis sagrei ordinatus, 537 nucleotides. NCBI's taxonomy places the organism in Eukaryota, Metazoa, Chordata, Lepidosauria, Squamata, Anolidae. The record is from RefSeq and is a predicted model, not a curated record.